Physella acuta is the source of this 3309-nucleotide messenger RNA. Its product is annotated as ammonium transporter Rh type B-like. The record is from RefSeq and is a predicted model, not a curated record. Gene Ontology annotation, biological process: ammonium transmembrane transport; ammonium homeostasis. Gene Ontology annotation, cellular component: plasma membrane. NCBI's taxonomy places the organism in Eukaryota, Metazoa, Mollusca, Gastropoda, Physidae. Gene Ontology annotation, molecular function: ammonium channel activity.
GCUGUGUGGUGGCCUAUCGUCUGCUACACUACACGACCUAGAGGGGUUGUAGACUGUAGUAGUGCACACGUUGAUGUGUGAGCACGGAUUACUGUGUCUGUUGAUGUUUAUGAGUUAAAUCAGUCCCAAGGAUUAACUAGCGGGAGGUUUGACCAGCGACUGAAAAAAAUUUUUUUACAGUGACAAAAAAAAAUCAAACAAGAUGGCGUCCGUGUGGCUGACCAAGCUGAAGCUGCCGUUGUAUCUCAUCGUCCUCGAGCUCGUCUUCAUCAUCCUCUUCUCUGUGUUUGUCGAGUACGACGACAGCGCCAGCCCGGAGCUGAUUGUAAAGGGAGACAACAGCAGCACUCAUGUCCACGCCAAGGAGAAAAAUAUGGUGCACGACUAUUACCCGAUGUUCCAGGAUGUGCACGUCAUGAUGUUUAUAGGCUUCGGUUUUCUCAUGAUGUUCCUCAAGCGCUACGGCUUCAGCAGUGUCGGGCUAAACAUGUUGAUUGCCGCCCUUUGUAUCCAGUGGUCGACGCUGAUUGGUGGGCUGAUCCACCAUCAUGGCGCCAAAUUUAAAGUCAACAUCACCACCAUGUUAACAUCAGACUUCGCCUCGGCUGCUGUGUUGAUUACGUUUGGUGCCCUGCUGGGUAAGACCAGCCCAAUGCAAAUGAUGGUCGUCACGUUGAUUGAGAUCGUUCUCUUCUCAGCUAAUGAGUACAUCGGGCUCGUCCUGCUACAGGUGGUCGACGUGGGAGGAUCAAUGUUUGUUCAUGCAUUUGGCGCCUACUUUGGUUUGGCCAUCUCCCGAGUUCUACAUAACCCAGAGGUGGAGAAGUCAACAAAAGAAGGAUCUGUGUAUCAUUCUGACAUGUUUGCAGUCGUAGGCACAAUCUUCCUUUGGCUGUUUUGGCCCAGUUUUAACAGUGCCCUGGCCAUAGACGACGCCCAGCAUAGAGCAGUACUCAACACGUACUACGCCUUAGCAGCUUGCUGUGUUGUUACUUUUGCUAUCUCAAGUCUGGUCGACAAAGACGGCAGGUUUGACAUGGUUCACAUCCAAAAUGCAACACUGGCAGGGGGUGUGGCCGUAGGGACAAGUGCUGACAUGAUGAUCCAACCUUAUGGGGCUCUGAUCAUUGGCUCACUGGCUGCACUGCUCUCCACUAUUGGCUACAAGUACAUCACUCCCUUCUUAAAGUCCAAGCUCAAGAUCCAUGACACAUGUGGUGUCCACAAUCUGCAUGGAAUGCCUGCUGUCAUGGCUGGAAUUAUUGGUGCCAUAGUCGUUAGUUUUGCUGACAAAGAGACCUAUGGCUACACGCUGUAUAGACAGUUCCCUGCUAUGGCACCUAACAGCUCCAGCUCUGAGUGGGCAGAGCUGCAAGGGCAUAUGGAUGCUGAGCCUGGCAAAGGGAGGUCAGCAGGUGAUCAAGCAGCUUAUCAGAUGAUUGCCCUUGCAAUAACACUAUCCUUUGCUCUGGUCGGAGGUCUUUUUGUGGGUCUGCUGCUGAAAACAUGUGAUUUCCUUGGCCAGCCUUCAGGAGAUCGCUAUUUUGAAGACAGUCCGUUCUGGCACAUCCCUCAUGACCAUGAAAGCAGUGAGUUGUCUCCAAUUGUCUCAAAGGUCAUUUAUGAACUCGAAAAGAGGCAAUCUUCCCCGAAAAAACUUGACGCUAGUGGUGUCCCCUUGUUAGCAGCAGAUCUCACGAUUGAAGAGACCAGUUUUACUAAUGACCAUAAGGCUUAACAAAAACUGAAGCUGUGUUUAUUUUUUAAAAUUAGGAAUAAAGAUUAAAUUGAAUAGAUUUAUCAAAAUUUGUUAGCCCUAACUAUGAAGAAUAUUUUUAUCUUCAUCUUAGUUAGGAAAAAAUAUUAUUUUUAAACCAUCACAAUGCUGAAAAGCCAGCAAAUUAAAUAUUUUAGCUCAACUCUGGCAAUGUGUAUUAACAAUGCCAGAUAAAUAUAUCUACCUAAGUAUUUUGUGCCAAAAUCUUUUUUCAAUUUUCUUUUAUGGCAUGUUCUCUUUGGUUAAAAAAUAAUUGGUGAUUAUUUAUGCUCUUGAAUCUCUUUAUGUUGUCAAAUAACCCUGUGAAACCGAACUUAUUCUAUGUUUAUCUUAAUCUGGUGUACUACUAUAUGGCUAGUGAAAACAUAAUUAUACUGUUGUGAGUUAUUUUAACUUUCUGUAUUUUUUAUAUUUGUAAAAUAGCAUAUAAUCUCAUUUGUUUCAUUAAAACACACAUCUUAUUGUGUAAAUGGAUUUGGUAAUUGAUUACAAAUAAAAGUUGGGAAAGUAGUAUGCAAAGAUAUAUAAAAAUGUAAGUAAUUGAUUAUUAUUUUUAAAAAGUGAUUGUUUUUUCUUUAAAAUCUUUUUCUCAUUUUCAUUAUUUUUUUAAAUUACUGUGAAACUAAGUAUUUUAAUUAAUAUUUAUGUAAUUUCUUACUUGUACUCUGAAUAUAUUUCAUUUUUUUGUGUUCUUACUUUCAUUAAUUCAACAAUUUUAAGCAUGCCUUUAGGUGUUUUUUUUUUUUUUGUGUUCAAUAUAAUUAUUCUAUGAAUUUUAAAGAAUUCUCUGAAACAGUGAACAUCUAGACAAACCAUUUAUAUUGUGAAAACCUCAUAUAUUAACCUGCAGAUUUAGUUCAAUACUCAUCCGUUUCAGAUAGUUAAGUUCAAAUCAAGUCUUACACAAAGGGAAGAAAUUUAAUAUUUCAAUACAUCAUAUUGUGUAUCAUUUUUUAUACUUGUUUGUAAACAAAGCCUAUGCUGUCACUUAGAUUAGUAAUGUACCUGACUACCUCAGUCUUGGCAGAGUUUAGUUUUGUUAUGUGCUGAUGUAAUCUAGCCUGAGCAAGGCUUGUAUUGUCAUUUAAAUAUUUUUUCUAUUAAUGUCUUAACAAUUUAAUUAUGAAAGUAAGGAACUUAACACAAAACAUCGCAAUUGAAAAGCAUUAAUCCCCUUCUAGGAAAUAUAACGUUAAAAGACAAUAUUAAAUGUACUGCUUUACUUUCAGGACUUAGAUAUAAAUUACAAGAAGAUGCAAUGUUUUUUAAAAGAUGUUUGUUUAGUUAGUUACUGUAAGAAAUAUGUGGCUCAAUAUGUUGUUUGACAAGUGCUGAUCUAUAGUUACCAACAAAGUUUGUUAUGGAAGUUUAAGAUCUAUACCAGUGUUAACUUUGUUGAACCGAGGUGGUAUCUUUAUUUUUUAUAAAUAUUUUAUUGCAGUGUUCAAUUUUUUAGCUAUAUAUGAAAUUAAUUAUGAUAUGUUUACUAAACAGGUUAUGCGAGCAUGAAGCAAUAAAAAAUAUCAGUAUUA